Messenger RNA from Portunus trituberculatus (swimming crab), 3711 nucleotides. RefSeq names its product sodium-coupled monocarboxylate transporter 1-like. Gene Ontology annotation, cellular component: membrane. NCBI's taxonomy places the organism in Eukaryota, Metazoa, Arthropoda, Malacostraca, Decapoda, Portunidae. The transcript is spliced from 17 exons. Gene Ontology annotation, biological process: sodium ion transport; transmembrane transport. The record is from RefSeq and is a predicted model, not a curated record. Gene Ontology annotation, molecular function: symporter activity. The coding region runs from base 1 to 2535 and encodes 844 amino acids.
AUGGGGGAUGGGGGAGAGGAAGAAUUGCAUGGGAAAGCAGGGUUUCCUCAACCAGGGUUCCCCGGAACACUAAGGUUCCGCAAGAACAAUCACGGUUACCGCCACACCAGUCACUCAGGAGCGCCAGUGUUUAAUAUGGCCUCAGAAAUCCUUGAGGUGGAGCGCCCAUUGCCCAUUACCACCAAGCUAAACAGGAUCGCGAGAGUGCACGGGCAAGAACUUGCACGGGGCUCAGCUCUCCUACCCUCGCUCUUACUGAAGCCUCUUGCCUACUGUAUAAACCUGGUCCACUCGAUGCUUUUCUCAACUUUACGAGGCGAAGGGGCUGCCCUGCAAAUUGAGUUCCUCGCAUUGCCCACGGCGCAGAGGAAGGGGAUAAUAAUCAACACAGUUAAUAUCUGUCACUCGAGUACUGAUCAUAAAGACCAUGAGUUUUAUAGAGCACCAGAAACAGGUGUUGAUACCACUUGUGAUAAAAUGCGCAUGAUAUCACCACGGAGAUCAAUGAGUGGCAGUGGGUGUACAGUGACAGCCAAUUCACACUCACACUUCUCGUCGAAGUCGCAUGCACGCUACACCAUGGAAGCGACCGAGGCAGCAUCAGCGAUAAACACAAUUGAGUUUCAUUUUGGUGUCGCAGAUUGGACCAUAUUUGUCCUCUUGUUGGUGGUGUCCGUGCUCAUCGGGGUGGGCGUCGCCGUGAGGGACCGUGGACAUGCCAGUCCUCUACAGUUCCUGCUGGGAGGCAAAAACAUGCCACCCAUUGCUGUAGCAUUAUCGCUGCUAGGAGGCUGGGUGUCUGCUAUCUCCAUAUUAGGAAACUCGACGGAGGUCUACUUCCACGGCACACAGAUCACCACCACCUUGCUCGGCGUCAUACCCGCCACAAUCAUCAUGCACCAGAUCACCACUCCUAUCUUAUAUAACCUCAAACUCUAUUCCAUCAAUGAGUACUUGCAGCUGCGGUACCAGAGCGCAGCGCUGCGGAAGGUGGGAACUAGUGUCGUUCUUCUGAAUACGUCUUUCCACAUUGGCAUGUCAGUGUAUGCUCCAUCGCUCGCCCUCGCCACCGUCACCAGCAUCUCCCCCAUCAACUCCGUGCUCAUCGCUGGUGCCAUUGUCACCUUCUAUAUCACUGUCGGCGGCGUGAAGGCAGUGGUGUACACGGACGUGCUGCAAACGCUGUUAAUGUUGGCGGGCGUGUUGGCGGUUGUGGUGAUAUGCUGCAUGAAAGUUGGCGGCGUGGAAGAGGUGUGGGCCACAGCUGGGCAGGGCGGCCGGCUCGAGUUCUUCAACCUAGACACCAGCCUCAACGUCCGCCACACUUUCUGGUCCACCGUCUGUUUAGGCUUUGCCAUGACGAUAAACAUUAUUGCACUGGACCAGCCAAUUUACCAACGUCUUGCUUCCGUCAGAAGCCUCAGAAUUUCCAAACGACUCGUGUGGUUCUUCCUGGUUGGGUUGUGGUGCCUGUGGAGUUUGUUCUUCUUCUCCGGCCUGGUUGCCUACGCCACCUACAACACUUGCGACCCUCUCACCUCGGGCAAGAUCAACAAGCCAGACCAGAUCAUUCCUUUCCUGAUCACCGACAAGCUGGGCUACAUCCCUGGUCUGUCCGGCGUGUUCGUGGCGGCAGUGUACGGCGGGGUGCUCAGCACUGUUUCCUCCGCGGCGAACUCAAUGGCCUGCUUGGUGUGGCAAGACUUCCUGAAGCCUGUGCCUUACUUUGCUGAGCUCAAGGAGUUCUCCGUGAUUCGCAUCAUCAAAACUCUUUCUUUUCUGGCCGGGUUAGUGGGAACUGUAUUCGGCAUAACAAUGGGAAGUCUGGGAAACAUCUUCCAAGUUAUUUACAGUCUGAAUGGCGCCAUUGCUGGUCCGCUCAAAGGACUGUUCUUGGCUGGCAUGGUGAUGCCAUGGGUUAAUGCUAAGGGUGCGUUUGUGGGGUUCCUGGUGUCCUUCUGCUUCAGUGUAUGGCUCAUGAUUGGUCAGUUACUGAAUGGGGAUGGGACGCCCCCGCCACUGCCUCUCUCUGUGGAGGCUUGUCCUCUCUCUUCAAACUUUACUUUGGACGCCUUCACUGCACUCACCAAUAUGUCACACUCCUACGCCAAUAUCACUGUCGAGCAUUACCAGACGACCAAAGAAAUCCUCUUCAUCCUGCUCCAAAAGAAUCAACAUCUGCCUCGACAGGUCACGCCGUGUUUGCCUUUGGAGAGGAGUCACUGCGAGCCUCAGUCUUCUCCAUCUUGCAGCACGGAGGAAGAAAAAGGCAUAUCCAACAUAUCUUACUGCUACAACGGCAUGAUCGCACUGCUCAUUUCCAUGGUCGUGAGCGGCGUGGUAUCAUUACUGAUAAAACCUACUCCUCCCGAAGAUUUGACAGAAGGGGUAGUGAAUCCAACGUGUGAGCGGCUUUACCGAAAGUGGUAUUACGCAAGGAGAAGAACUACAGGCAACCUGGAACCCGUGAAUGGUUCACAAGAAGUCGUCACUAUGCUGCCUGUGUCUGACACAAACCUUCACAGCCCACAAUGACACUAAGGAUUAUGUCCCAAAUCUGAAGUGACGAAAUUUCCUAUAACUUUUAGCUCUUAUUUAUGUUUUUCUUUAAAAGGACAGAGUGUCUGUAAUUUCUACGAUGAGUCGGGUGUACGCAUUAUAUUAAUGAAGGAAAACUUUAAAUCCGAACGUUUUCUGUCAUGGCUGAACUUACUGGUUUUAAUGAAAGGUACUGUCUUGUUAACUGUUUCUACAGCAAAUCUGUCAGAGAAAUUAAGACUUGGAAGAAUUUAGUGAAAAUUAUGGAACGAAAAUUAUUUAAUCCAAGCCCUGAAUGUUGGUUAUUUGUGGUGAGAGACAGGUUAAGGUUGGAUGGGCUAGUAAAGGCGAUCUUAGACCAGUAAUGAAACUAUACAUCACAUAUCACACAAGCAGCUAUUAGGUGUCAGAGGUACAACUUGUAAUAACACGUUUUUCUUAUGUAAGAUGGAAAAAACUGGCCAAGGGCAACAGAAAUGAUUAAGCAAAAAGGUCAACUGAGGAUGCCAGUACCAGAAUACGGUCAAGAGAGUUAGCCAGAAGAAUAUGAUAAAUCUCUUGAAACCUCCCUCUUCAAUGAGUCUAAUGAGUUUAGAUCAUAGGUAAAUAGAAUAACAGAAGCAAGCAGGGAGUUCUAGAGUUUAGCAGAAAAAGGAUGAGUGAUUGCGAAUACUGGUUAACUCUUGCAUUAUGAUGUUAGACAGAAUAGUGGUGAGAGAAAGACGAAAGUCUUGUGCAGCGAGGCCUCAGGAGAGGGGAGGUAUGCAGUUAGAAAAUGGAAAAGAGCAGUUAGCAUGAAUAUAGCUGUAAAAGAUAACAAGAGAUGCAACAUUCUGGCUGUGAAAAAGAUGCUGAAGACUGCCAGUCAGAGGAUUGAAUAAGGAUAAGACGAAAAGGUUUUCAUUCCACCUUUUCUAAGAGAGCUGUAUGAGCGGAGCCCCCAUGUAUAUGUGAAGAAUGCUCAAUACAUGGGCACAAAAGGCCACUGUACCUAGUUAGCAAUUUGGGGUGAGAAACACUGGCGAAGGAGGUGCCCUCUAGACCAACAUUUCCCAAACUGGGAGAAAUUUUCCCCUGGGUGGAAAUUUGAAGCUACCAGGGGAAAAUAAUGACACUGCCUAUAGUAGCAAGAUAUACUCACAGAUGGAUUUUCUCAAAUCUGAGAGAGAGAGA